GAUCAUCCUUCUAAUACUCUUUCUGCCCUUCUCUUGGCCGGUGGUGUCGCUGGUUACCUCAAGAAAGGUUCUAUUCCAUCACUCGCCGCUGGCUUGACCUUCUCCGUGGCCUACGGUGCUGCGGGUUAUCUGUUGCGUAAGAACGCUGAUUGGGGUUUGGAACUGGCGUUGGGCUCUUCAGUUCUGCUACUCGCUGCUGGAAUUGCCCGUGGAGUGCCAACUCGCUUCAAGAAGCCAAUCCCAUUGGUGUUGACGGUUCUUGGUGCUUUGGGCACAGGAUAUUACACAAAGAAGUACAACGAGUUCUAUCCAUUCUUCUAA
Molecule: messenger RNA, 321 nt
Organism: Williopsis jadinii
Lineage: Eukaryota; Fungi; Ascomycota; Saccharomycetes; Phaffomycetales; Wickerhamomycetaceae
Gene: TMH11
Product: Tmh11p
Exons: 2
Cellular component (GO): membrane
Source: RefSeq, a predicted model, not a curated record